Messenger RNA from Phalaenopsis equestris, 1573 nucleotides. RefSeq names its product TLD domain-containing protein 1. The record is from RefSeq and is a predicted model, not a curated record. Bases 1 to 1266 code for a protein of 421 amino acids. NCBI's taxonomy places the organism in Eukaryota, Viridiplantae, Streptophyta, Magnoliopsida, Asparagales, Orchidaceae. The transcript is spliced from 9 exons.
AUGGGAAACUCCCAAUCCCCUGCUUCCAAUCCCCGCUUCGCGGCGGCGAGCAGGGCUUUUACUCAUCAGGAGCUCGAAGAACUUAAUUCGCUCUUCACAUCCCUCGCCGCCCAAUCCCAGAGCAAUUCCAAGUACAUCUCUCCCUCUGUUUUUCAGGCUUAUUUUGGCAUCCGUGGACCUCUUGCCAAUCGGUUGUUUGAAUUGGUGAAUCAGAAGAGGAGCGAUGGCAUGAUCAUUUAUGAGGAUCUGGUUAUCUCCAAAGCUGUGUAUGAGAAAGGUACUCCGGAUGAGAUUGACGAGUUCAUUUACGAGUUAUGUGAUGUUAAUGGCGAUGGCCACUUGGAAAGGUGUGACCUUGAAGCUGUUUUGGAUUCAAUCAGUGAUGCUGUUUUCAAUCCAAAGAACACUCAAACAGCCUUGGGCUCAUCAAAGACUUCCAUGAAAGCAUUUGUAAGUUCUGCAGAAUUUUCACGGGAAGUUGAUGGAAAAGCUGGGAGUUUUAUGUCCUUUGUUGAUUUUAGAAACUGGUGUAACCAUAAACCAUCUGCUAGAAAGUACCUUGGAAAUUUGUUGAAGCCACCGGAUGCAGCUACGCCAGGCUUUCAAGUUCCACAUCUGCUUCAUCCAGAAAAUCUGAGUCCUGAAUCCCUGACUCUGCAGAAAGAAUUUGCCUGGCAUAUUGCUGGAGCUCUUUCUCAAUCAGAAGCAGUGCAGUGGAAGCUUGUUUAUCACAGCGCAAUCAACGGGUUCAGUUUUUCAACAUUUAUGGGCAGCGUUUCUGUAGGGGGGCCCACAGUUUUGGUUAUUAAGGAUACGGAAGGGCACAUAUAUGGAGGAUAUGCUUCCCAGCCUUGGGAGAGGCAUAGUGAUUUUUAUGGAGACAUGAAAUCAUUUCUGUUUCAGUUAUAUCCACAGGCAUCUAUAUUUCGAGCUUCUGGGCAAAACAAUAACUUGCAAUGGUGUGCUGCAAAUUUCAGCUCGGAUAGCAUCCCUAAUGGCAUUGGUUUCGGCGGGCGAGCGAAUCACUUCGGCCUCUUCCUUUCGGCAAACUUUGAUCGAGGGCACUCAUUUGCAUGCACGACUUUCAACAGUCCAUGCUUGUCGAAAACAAACCAAAUUCAACCAGACGUGAUCGAAUGCUGGGCUAUAAUGACAAAGGGAAUCGACCAUGACAAGAUUGAGCUUUCCAAAGGUACAAUUCUAGAGAGAUUCAAAGAAGACCGGAACAUGCUAAAGAUGGUUGGCUUGGCUAAUUCGAGCGAGUAGCUUCAUAGAAGAGCUCGCUUUUAAUCAGAAAGAAAGAAGUGUUGAAUUAGUCUCUUGGCUUUUCACUGGGGGUCAUUUUAAUCCAAUGAUUAUAUAAAAGUGUUAAUUUGUCAUAACACGGAAAAUCACUAAUUAGUUUUGCCCCUAUUUAAGAGUCUGGGGUUAAUAUGUUAUUUUAAUAAAUUCUGGGAUUAAAAUGACUAUCUAAAUGGUCAAGAGUCUAUUUUAACACUUUUACUAAGAAAAUGUGAUCAUUUUGCAAUCAUUCAGGUAUAUUAUGUAAAUGGUUAGAUCUUUUUGCUCGGUU